Darwinula stevensoni is the source of this 2488-nucleotide messenger RNA. NCBI's taxonomy places the organism in Eukaryota, Metazoa, Arthropoda, Ostracoda, Podocopida, Darwinulidae. The record is from the annotation of a GenBank genome assembly.
UGGAGUUGUCCUUGAAGAAUUGUGUCAGGCUCUAGUUUGCUCUAGUUGAGGACGUGUAGCGUGGAAUAAAGUGUUGGAAGAAGUAGCCGAAUAUCCUGACUGAAGUUCGAGUCUCUCAGGUCAAUUAUCUACUCUCCAGGGAUUACCCUCACACUUCCGCUAAUAGGUAUCAUCCCCGAAGGUUCGCCGCUUGAAGAUAUGGCGGCGGAUUUCUUAAAAGAGCUGCCAUCAUUCAACCAAGAGAACUUCUCCCGUUUCCAGCGAGAAUCAAACUCCAAAUCCAACUGUAGUGUGGGUGUUAAGAAAAAAGAGGCACAGUACCUCCCAACAAGGGACAUUCCUUCUGACCAUGUCAUUGUGACUGAGAAGACCAACAUCCUCCUCCGUUACCUCCAUCAGCAUUGGGAGAAGAAGAAUGCAGAAAGCAAGAAGCGUGAUGGGAGCAGUGAGGAUGAAGAUUACAGUGAUGCAUCAUCAAGGAAAAAAAUCCGCUUGGACCUUCGACCAUAUCAUGCCAUUCUCUGAAUGAAUGUACUCUCGGUGCCCAAAUCAGCUAUAUUGUUUUCUAUUGUGUUUUCUUUAAUGCAAACUCAGACAAAUCUGCCUGUGCCUUGCAAUGAGAAGCAGGUGCAGCUCAGAUUGUAUGAGAGUGAGAUUUGGGGUCAUUCUGUGAUCUCUCAGUCUAUGCCACUGAAUGUCACCACCAUUGCACCAUCUUGUGAAAGAAACAUGAGUGGUUUGUUUGAGUUUGAGUUUACAGAGAAAAAAUAUUUGAUUAUUGGCAUUGCUGGUGUUGUGAGGCUAGACCAGAAAAUUAAAAAAUUUGUACUGGUACUUCCAUGAUUGACCAGGAUGGCAUGUAUUGUAUGCUAUGCUUGGGUCUGUUUGCAGUAUUGAAAUUAUGCAAGUAAAUGUCCAUGAAAUUAAUGAGCAUAUUGUAUUUUUUAUUUGGGUUGAUUUUUUUUUCAAAAUAUUGGUUUUCCCAUCUGUUUAAGACCCCCUCAGUGGUCAUAAUACUUGUAUCCAUUUCAUUCACUGCUUCCAAAAAAAAGAGUAAAUGAAAUUUGAGACAUAGGACAGUUGCCUGGCAUGAACCAAAGAAAGUUAUUCAUUCAUGUUUUCCCAAUGUACAUUGUUGGUCUCCACUACUGGUAAUGUGGUAAUCUUAAUACCCACCAGCAUAUAUAACCAGUAGAAUACCAUUGUACCAUCUAAUGAAGUGAUUUCCACUAUAAGAAAAAUUUGCUCAUUGUUGGGGACUUUACAGACACCAUGUGCCCUACCUGCAUUAGAUUGUGAUUACCCAUCAUAAUUAUUCUACUCCAGAAUUCUUGUAGCAAAAUGUAUGUAAAAAAAAUUAAGGAAUAGUAACUGAGGCUAGUAUUUCAUGAAUCAUGGAAUGCUCUGCAGUUCUUCCAUUCUUGUAAAAAGAACAAUAUUGUUUUCAUUUUUCAGAUGAGAUGAUACUAUGAGUGGGGUAGCACUUUGGAUUUGUUAUACAUUUUCCAUAUUCUCCAAGAUUGCCUUGACCCCCAGACAAUAAAGUAAAAAUGCUUGCAGUAACCCAAAAUCCCUGGAUUGAGUUGCUUAUAAAUGCCCAAAUUCAGUUAUCUGUACAUGCAAAAAAUUUCUUUUCUGUAUCAGGAAAUAGACAGACCAACCCAAAUGUUCUGAGCCUCUCCUUCAUCAAAUUCCAAGAAUGUUCAUUGAUGUCAAUGUUCACCACAGUACCAGCUUUGGCCUGUUCUUUUUUGUUGUUGUUAAUUUUUGCUGAGCUGCAACUCUUUUCCAAGCAUGCUGGCUAAUGCAGUGUUGGUGUUCUUGCUAGAAUUUUGCUAUGCAAGAUUGCAUAUUGCCAUCAUUGGUAAAGGUAUUGCAGUUCAUGUUUCUUUUGUCAUUGAGAGAUCUUCUGGAGGAUUUGGUUGAAAAUCUUGUUGUCCUUGUGAUUACUAGUCACGUUAAUCAUGUAUGAUGGCGUGAAAGAUCAUAUGAGUGCUCUACAGACUGGUUCCUCUUCUUUUUUUCAAGUUCAGUUGUUUUAAUUGAUCCAUCAGCUUGUCAUUAUCUUCUUUAAUCUCGAUUUUGUGAAAUUCCAAAUGUAUCAGGUGCAGAUUAUCACAUGAACAUUUCUAUCAGAUAUUACAUCUGAAGUGAAGGAAAAGACUUUGAGUGAAGGGACUUCAAAGGGAUGAACAGAUAGACUGAUUUGAUUCACAAUCUCAGCUUUGUGAUUUGGGAGCAUGAAUAGAGGGAAACCAAAUUUCAGCAAAUUCUACUUUAUUUCUAGCACCAUCAGGUUUGAAACUCCUGUUUGAUGCUAUCAUAUGCAGUUAUUCAAGCAGACCUCUCUUAGGGCCUUACAUUUUGUUAGCUGCCUUUGCCUUUGCAACACUUCCUCCUUCACAUCUCAUCUAUCUAUGCUUCAAAUUAUGUCAUAAUUGAUAUUUCAAGAAAACAUUUCUGCAUUUGGAAUAUAUGAUUUCCCCAC